Messenger RNA from Phyllostomus discolor (pale spear-nosed bat), 2660 nucleotides. It is a transcript of the gene EEF2KMT, whose product is annotated as eukaryotic elongation factor 2 lysine methyltransferase. The transcript is spliced from 8 exons. Bases 62 to 1243 code for a protein of 393 amino acids. Lineage: Eukaryota; Metazoa; Chordata; Mammalia; Chiroptera; Phyllostomidae. The record is from RefSeq and is a predicted model, not a curated record.
CGUUUAGGAGCCGCCCCGCUUCCCCCCAGUCUCCCGAGCAACACCGCGGCUCCGCCCCGCCAUGGCGCCGGAGGAAAGCGUGGACGCCUCUCGCCUGCUGCAGAGUUUCGAACGCCGCUUCCUGGCGGCGCGCGCGCUGCGCUCGUUCCCCUGGCAGAGUCUAGAAGAGAAAUUAAGGCACUCGGGUUCGGAGCUGCUGCUGGAUAUUUUGCGGAAGACUGUGAAACAUCCUCUGUGCAUGAAGCAUCCACCGUCGGUGAGGUAUGCCCGGUGCUUUCUCUCGGAGCUCAUCAGAAAGCACGAAGCUGUCCACGAGGAGCCUUUGGACGAGCUGUACGAGGCAUUGGCGGAGGUCCUGACAGCCGAGGAGCCCACUCCGUGCCACCGGACCUACCUGCUGCCUUCCGGGGACUCGGUCACACUCGCUGAGAGCACAGCCAUCGUUUCCCAUGGCACCACCGGCCUGGUCACGUGGAGUGCUGCGCUCUACCUUGCCGAAUGGGCCCUAGAGAACCCAUCGGCUUUCAAUCACAGGACUGUCUUAGAGCUCGGCAGUGGAGCCGGCCUCACCGGCCUGGUCAUCUGCAAAAUGUGCCGUCCUAGAGCAUACAUCUUCAGCGACUGUCACAGCCAUGUCCUCGAGCAGCUCCGAGGGAACAUCCUUCUCAAUGGCUUCUCGUUGGAGCCAGAUGCCACCGCCCCAGCACAGCACCCCGGACACCACACCCACAACUCAGAGAGCCCCGUGGUGGCAGUGGAACAGCUGGACUGGGACGUUGUGACAGCCCUUCAGCUCACUGCCCUCCAGCCGGACAUCGUCCUCGCAGCAGAUGUGCUGUAUUGCCCAGAAAUUAUCCUGUCCCUGGUCAGGGUCCUGCAGAGCCUGUCUGCUUGCCGGAAGGACAAGCUAACUCUUGACGCCUACAUUGCCUUCACCAUCCGCAACCCAGAGACAUGCCAGCUCUUCACCACCGAACUAGGCCCACCCCGGCCUUCCACCUCAAAACCUGGCAGCAGUGGAGGACCCGUUUGGCCCAACACCUGCCCCCGCCUCGCAAGCAAAGCCCCACCUGCAGCAGCCUCUGCUAACAAAGACCACCCAAAUGCCUGCCCACAUGUGCUAAAAGUCCCACUGGCAGAGUGCUGUGCAGCCUUGAAAAAGAAUGGAGUCCUUCAGAUAUUUAUGGGUAAAAAUAUCUGUAUUUUAUUUUUUAAACGUUUUUUAUUUCUAAAUUACAGUUGACAUACAGCGUCACAUUAGUUUCAGGUAUACAACCCCAGGGUUAAACGUUUAUAUAACUUACAACACUGAUCACCCCAAUAAAUCUAGUACUCAUCUGACACCGUAAGUUAUCACAGUAUUACCAACUGCAUUCCCUGUGCUGUGCUCGACGGCCCCAGGCUGCACAGCACUCUGUAACCACCACACUACUCCUCAGUCUCUUAGUCUCACGCAUAUCCCUCAGCCCCCCUCCCAUCUGGCAAACGUCAAAAUCUACAACAUAUUUUAAGUGAAGAAAACUAAGUGCCAAAAGAUAAUAUAGUAUAAGCCAAUUCUUAUUUUAAAAAAUAAUCACCUUUAUUCUAAAAUUCAUAUGGGGGAAUCUCUAAGAAUAUACAAUAGUUAACAGUUGUUAUACUUGGAUGGCAGGAUUAUAGAUGCUUCUGCACUUUCAUGUCUCACAUUUCCUUUUAAAUACUAAUUUUUCAUUCAUAAAAAACUGAUGAUAAAAUGAACCUUGCCAGCGGCUCUUCAGACACCUGUGCUUACAAAGAGGAUGGGAGCCCCUCCAGGUGCACGUCCAGGUUUUGUGAGGAGGCACCAGGCUGAGCAGUCAGGCCGAGCAGGUUCAAAUCUUGGCUCCACUUGAGCUGCACCUGGUGACAGGGUGGAGGACAGGUGCAGAGCACUACAGGGAACCCAGACAGGCGAUGACCUUCCACAGACAGGUAUGGCCCAAUGGGCAGAGGCAGCAAACCUGGCUGUCAUGAGCUCUUUAAAAACAGGAUUCCUGGUCCUGCUUCUGGAGGCGGCUUCUAGGUGUCUGGAUGGGGCUGGACAAUCUGGUUUGUAAGCCCACCCCCAGGCCUGUCUUGCAGCCCCUCACUCCUAGGGUGGUGCCUGUCCCCAAACCCCGCCAUCCUGAGACACACAUGCUCUGUUUCCAGGCCAGGCUGGGAUCUCAUGGGAAGCGGUGCCUCAUCACAGCCAAAAACUAUUUCCCUAUGAAGAGCACUCGGAGAUGGCAAUUCUGAAACUAAUGUUGUAGGUUUACAACAAACGUUUCUGAAAAUAACCGUGAAAAUUAAAUCUCCUGGGGAAAAGUUUUUAUCUGGGAAAAGCUGAUAGAACUUUCAUUGGACUUAAAUGUUUGAAGAAUGUUAAUUCUGAACCAGGAACCACAAACUGUGUCCUAAUAAAACAUGAACCGUUCAGGCAUGUGGCUGCCCCUUUCUGUCAGCAGUUCUGGCUCAUAAGCAAACCACCAUAAACCAGAAAUGAAAGUUUUGGCUCGGAGGUAAGCAUUCCAUUUGUGUGGGGAAAACACAUCUAUCAAGUAUAUUUCCUCCAUCCUGGACAAUAUUCAGGACACAACAGAGCAGAUGCUGAGAAAGGCACCCCCAGAAAACAAAAACGGACAAAGUGAUGCUGGACAGGC